Messenger RNA from Arabis nemorensis, 465 nucleotides. The record is from the annotation of a GenBank genome assembly. NCBI's taxonomy places the organism in Eukaryota, Viridiplantae, Streptophyta, Magnoliopsida, Brassicales, Brassicaceae.
AUGGAGUUGGUUCAGAUGCAGAAGAAUUUGCAAGAUUACACUAAAUCACUCUUCUUGGAAGGGAUUUUGGACAGCCAGUUCUUGCAGCUGCAACAACUACAAGAUGAAAGCAAUCCUGAUUUUGUUUCACAAGUUGUGUCUCUCUUUUUCCAAGACUCUGAUAGGAUUCUCAACGAUCUCUCACUUUCCCUAGAUCAACAAGUUGUAGACUUCAAAAAAGUUGAUCCUCAUGUUCAUCAACUCAAAGGAAGCAGCUCAAGUAUAGGAGCACAGAGAGUCAAGAAUGCUUGCGUUGUCUUUCGCAGCUUCUGCGAGCAACAAAAUGUCGAAGGAUGUCAUAGAUGUUUGCAACAAGUGAAGCAAGAGUACUAUCUAGUCAAGAACCGAUUAGAGACUCUGUUCAAGUUGGAGCAACAGAUUGUAGCCUCUGGUGGGAUGAUCCCGGCCAUGGAACUCGGAUUUUGA